AUGACUAUUAAGCUAAUUGUUGGAUGUUUUACUUUGAACAUAAUCAAUGCAUACGCACCCCAAGCACGCUUGGACGAGGAAGUCAAAAGGCGUUUCUGGAAGGAUUUGGAUGAGAUGGUGCGUUGUAUCACGCAUACCGAGAAGCUUUCCAUAGGAGGUGAUUUCAAAAGACACAUUGGAGCGACGUCUGGGGGGUAUGAUGAUAUGCAUGGUGGCUUUGGUUUUGGAGAUAGAAAUGGAGGAGGAACGUCUCUGCUAGACUUUGCUAGAGCAUUUGAUUUGGUGAUAGUAAACUCGAGUUUCCCGAAGAAGAGGGAGCACUUGGUCAUCUUCCGAAGUUCGGUGGCCGAGACUCAGAUUGAUUAUUUACUCUGCAGGAAGUCCGAUAGAGGUCUUUGCACGGAUUACAAGUGCAUUAGGGAAGCUGCGAGGGAGGUAUUAGGUGUCUCAAAGGGUUGCUUUGGUGGUCACAAGGGAGACUGGUGUUGGAAUAGAGAGGUACAAGAAAAAGUGAAAACCAAGAAAGCAACGUAUCUGAAACUAGUGGAAAGUGUAGAUGAGGAGGAGAAGAGGGCGAAUAGGGAGCAUUAUAAGUUGGCUAAGAAAGAGGCAAAGCUAGCAGUUAUGGUGGCCAGGACUGCAGCUUUUAGUCGUGUCGGCACUCAGCCGUUUUUUGUUUGCUCUGGUGAUGGACGGGAUGCCACCCACAUCUAA
Molecule: messenger RNA, 714 nt
Organism: Nicotiana tabacum (common tobacco)
Lineage: Eukaryota; Viridiplantae; Streptophyta; Magnoliopsida; Solanales; Solanaceae
Source: RefSeq, a predicted model, not a curated record